UUGCUACGCCGCUGCCGGCAGCCGCUGACGUCAGUCUACUACUUUUCGCCUUUUGAGUCGUAUUACAAUACUCCGUACAUAACGUACACACCCAGGCUGUCUCAGACUGAAUUAAUCUACCGACCACAAUCACGAGGCGUCACCCGGCUCGUCACCUACCCGGAAGUGCCGCACCAUUUGGUUCGCGUGCGCGUUCGUCCGUCUGUCAUCCUGCGGGAGCUCGACCGGAUCUCGUACCGGCGCCGUCCGAACUACUCUGUCUCAUCUGUUGAUGACUUCUUCAGAUCAGAAACAACUAGAUUGUUCGAGGAUGAGACGCGCCGCAUCCGCGCAGACUCCGCUUCACUGAUGCAACGCGCUCGCUCUGUUGUACCACGUGCUAAGUCUGUCGCACCACUUGAUACUAUUCAUUCGUAUUCUUAUGGGGAGCCAAUGCCGUACCGCUUCAGCAACGACGCGUACAUAGCAAAACUUCUUAUUCCCCUUCGCAGCGUUAACGACCACAUUCACAGCAUUUCCUUCUACAACGAGCCCGCCAAGAAGUUCACAGGACGUGGCCACCUCGCGUGCGUGCACUACUCGGGCAAUAAGGCCUUUUCUAAUCGGAGGCCGCUCUACAAGGAGCUAAGCAUCAGGGACGACGUUAAUCUGCUCUCGUUUUAUGCGAAGAAUAGGCUAGCUGCCGCUGGAUUGGGGGGCGAGAAAGUUACAGUGAAACUACUCCCGUGGAGGCCGAGCCGCAAGUUCCAGGCACCGCAGUUGAUGGAGGACCCAGGAUUGGAAUUGAAAGCAUCAAAAGCGGAACGCGCUGCUCGUUUCCGAGCCACAACAGUUGAGCCCGUUCUCACUCCAGCGACGGAUCUAGCCGAAAUCAAGAAGAAGAGACAGGAGGAGGCACGCGCUGCUGAAGAAAAAGCUCUUAAGGAAGAAGCCAAACGAGAAGCAGAACGCAAGGCUCAGGCUGAAAGAGAAGCCGCUGAAAGAAAAAAAGCAGAAGAUGAAGCUCGAAAAGCAGAAGAAGCCAAACGAAAAGCUGAAGAAGAGGCUAGAAGAGCUGAGGAAGAAGCAAGAAAAGCUGCGGAGGAAGCCAAAAAGGCUGAAGAAGCACGGUUAGCUGAAGAGGCAAGGCUUGCAGAAGAAGCCAGAAAAGCGGAAGAAGCAAGGCUAGCAGAGGAAGCACGUCUUGCAGAAGAAGCUAGAUUAGCAGAGGAAGCAAGACUAGCGGAAGAGGCCAGAUUAGCUGAAGAAGCAAGGCUGGCUGAGGAAGCGCGAUUAGCUGAGGAGGCAAGACUAGAAGAGGAACGUUUAGCUGAACAAAGAAGACAAGAAGAGCUGGCAAGGUUAGAAGAAUUAGAAAGACAGGCACAAGAGGAACGUGAAGCAGAAUUAGCAAGACAGGCUGCUGAAUUAGCUGAAAUCGCUCGACAAGAAUCAGAACUUGCUGCGCAACGUCUUGAGGAACUAUCGCACAGCGGCUCCGCGGGCGACAACGUUGCUGAAGUUGAAACUAGCGACGUGCCUGAGGUAGAAUCUCAGCCCAUUGUUGAGGAACCAGAAAGCCCGGAGGUGGUCCCUGAUGCCUCAGGGGUUGCGGACCAGCCUGACGCCGUCGCAGAAAUCAGCGAAGAUGAGCAAGCCGAGCCAGAUGUUACGGACGAAGAAUAG
Parnassius apollo (apollo) is the source of this 1665-nucleotide messenger RNA. The record is from the annotation of a GenBank genome assembly. NCBI's taxonomy places the organism in Eukaryota, Metazoa, Arthropoda, Insecta, Lepidoptera, Papilionidae.